AUGGACUGGGAUUCGUCAGAAGAAUAUGUCGAAACAUCAGACCCCGAAGAACGCGAGGAAAUGCGGCUGAACCCAAUUACUUUUGGACGGAGUCCCGGUUCUGAAGAUGAUUAUCGGCGACCUCACAAGCGCAUGAAGGUACACCACGAUGACUUCCAGUUGGUCGAUAUGAAAGAUCUUCCGACCGUGGUCGGAGAGACUCCAGUGCUGUCUCAAUCUUCAGAUAACUUCAAAGAACACGGGACAUCACCUACUCGACUUUCUGGAUCCCCAGUUUUGUCCCCAGCAAAGGCGAAGGUGGAGGACGGAAUGGAUAUCGACGAGCCAGACCAAUCUCAAGAUCCCUUGUUGCUGCAAUCCCCACUGAGACACGAAACACUCCCUAUCACGCCUCAAAAGAACUCGCAGCUGGCAAAUGAAGAUACUAUCCGUCACCGGGGCUCCACGACGCCUUUAGAGUCUCCUCCCCGUACUGCCCAACGCGGGUUUACUCUCACCGCGGACCUCUUUUCUCCGGGCAUCUUCAGGAUUGACCGUGACCCUCUGCCUGUCACUCCACAGAAGAACUCGCAGCUUGUAACUCAUGCCAUCGACUUUCACCGUGGUUCCACGACGCCUGUGGAAUCUCCCCCCAUUAAUAUUCGGCGAGGGUUUGCCCUCACCGUGGACCUCCUUUCUCCCGGAAUAGUCAGGUUUGACAAUGACACGCCUGAAUCCCCACGAGAAAAUUCGGGGAACAUUAAUGACCUCUUCUCUGACGACGAUGAGGUGCAAGUAUCCGAAGAACCUCGGAGAACAGAGUCGCCAGCUAUCUCACCUCGGGGACCUUCACCAUCCAUUCGCGACUCCCCUUCACCUUCUGCCCCUUCUGCACCUCCUUCGCCAGUACGGCAGCCCUCCCCCGAUGUGGCUCAAGCCUCUUCGCCCACGGCCGGCCCGUCUUCACUUCCACAAGCAUCAGCAUCACCAGUAACCGUCGCAGAUGAUAUUCCGGAAGAAGUCCGACAAAUGCAGGAAGAGGAAUCCGGAAGGCGGUACGCACUCCGGCGACGCGCUCCUGCCCAAAUCAACCCAUAUCGAUACGACGAAUAUCAGUACAAGCUGGUAACCAAAAACGCUCCGGAGGCGCGUGUUAAGAUCAGAAGUCCUGGACGGGGAACGCGUCGCGACCCAGAUGAUCGAUACGAGGAAGAGGAAGAAGAGAGUCAGGAUGUGGCAGGAGAGACGAUGGUCAUUGAUCAACAUGAUGAGGAUGGUACCUACGAGGAAAGGGAAAGGUCGAGGGAAAGGCGGAGGAAGCGCACAGCUUCACCUGGCGGUGUGGCUGGCGACGUGUUGGACCUUGUGAAGCAGCUGCAGCUGAACUACGGGGAAGAGCUGGAGGACACGCAAGAGGAGAAGGAGAUGGCCAGGUUGGCUAGGGAGAACAAGCGGAUGCUGAAGCAGAAGAAACGCGAAGAGAGGGAGAGGAAGAGGAAGGAAAGGGAAGAAAAACGACGGGCGAACAAUGAGAAGGCGCGGUCGAAGAAGUCUCCAGCUGCACCGAAUCUCAGGGAUAAUCCUAAGGGCCCUUCUCCCUUCCCAGAGCUAGAUCACGACAGGGAGGACCACAACGAGAAUAACUCGGCACCCCAGGAUGACGACCCUGCAACACCUAAUGAGUUCCACUUCGAACCAUUUACGCCUGUUAUCGACGACCCCCAGCCGGAAGCCGGUCCCAGCUCAUCGCGCAAUGUGGUCACAAUAUCUUCCAGCGAGUCUGAAGACGAUGCCCAGCGACCACAACGACGACUCAGACGGACAAGAUCAUCUCGGAGUCGCAGUAUCGUCUCUAUCGAAAGUUCCAGCAGCUCUUCUUCCAGUUCCGAAGACGAGGCUCCUGGGGCUCUGCCCAAAGGCAAAGCGGAGAUUCUGUAUAGGAUGUACCCUCGCAAACUAGCGGACAUGAUGCUCGCCAACGCAAAGAAAGAGGAGGCUGCGAAAAAGGACGCUGAACGGCGGGCACGGAGGAAACAAAGGCAGUCGUCGGCCGUUGCCAGCGAUGGCGAGAAUGGCGGAGUGCUUAAACCUGGUCAGACGAAGGUGCGCCGUGCGGUGGGCGGAUUAAUGCGGGAGAUCAAGGGGGACACUGAGAGCGAGGACGAGCCUUUACCGGAGGUACCGGAUCUCCUUUCUGACCAUUCGUUGGCUCCUCCACCUCCUCGGACGUCGUCUGUGCACUACUCGUCACCUAACCCUUCACCUCCCCUUGAUCAUUUUUGGUCCGACAACCAACCCGAUGAAGGUGAUGACGGCGGCGUCCCUGCUCCAAAAGCACCCAAGCAGGAGCGGGAGGUUUAUGAUAUCUCGGACAGUGACUCGGAUGAAGAGAUCGACAAGGAAGCCAUCGCAACUUUUUACACGGGCAAGGACAGGCCGCGACUCGAAAAGGCACUAAUCAAUUAUAUGCUCAACCAUAGACCACGGAUUGUCGACCGAGCUAAACGGAAAGCGAGCUCGAAAUCGAGGGCCAAUGGUACUGCUACAGGCGGGAUGGAGAGGAUCAGUUCCUCAAGAGACGGUCGUCAGCAAAGCUUCAAGUGGGACAUUGUCGCUGGUGGGGCAAAGAAGUUUGGGCGAGGGAAGCAGCAAGACCUCCAUGCUUUCUAUUCAACCAAACCGAGGCGCUCCUCUCACAGCUCGAAGCGAUCAAAUGGCCCUAGAUCCUCCCAUCUACCUCCAAGUCCAACUUUCAGUGACGAUGAAGCCGACAAUGAAGGUCCUGCCCCUCUCACGGGCAUGGAUCUCCGCAAGAAGUCCCUGCAGCAGAAGCGUAAAGAGCGGAAAGCGAAAGCAGCUAGAAACGGCCUCUAUAUGACUAUUUCGAAACAAGGAGGGGUAAAGUAUGUGAGCCGGAAAGGCCCAGAUUACCAGACGCUUGACCUGCAGCAGGAGGACCGGCGCCGUGUCGCUCGCAACGCCAAUCCUGGAGCCAAGAUACGUCCAUGGGAAGGUCCUCCCGCUCAUAGGAUGCCGCGACCGACACCACCCUCCCCCGCACCUCGAAGAAUGUCUGUUGACCCGCCAAGUUCAGAUGUCGAGAUGGUCGAUGGCCCGGCGUUCCCAGAGGCAGAGGUCCGGGAAGACGACGACCUGGUGGAAGAGCUUGUCCUCAAAGAUGGAGGGGUUCAUGCCCUGCAAGUGGGAGUCGAACUCCCGGGUGCGCAGUAUAUCAAGAACGGGUGGCUGCAAGAGGUCAUCAAUUCGUUUGGCAAUGACUACCAACUGCCGUCUUUAGGCCGCCUCAUUCUUCCGGGAUAUGAAGAAUUCGAUCUCAGCAAUGGAUUCGAUGACAUGCGCCUGCGCGAAGUCGUACAACGCCUGAGCGACGUCCUACUCGAAUUUGCAGACAAGCUUCCCGAUCCUGACCAGGACAGGGAAGCAGAACAGUUGACUUUUGUCGCGCGCCAUGUUUGCCUUGCAAUCUCACAUCACUCUCCAGGCUCCACCGCUCCCAACGAGGUAGCGGAAUCCGUAGCCAAGCCAAUCGAAGAACAUCUCCUUAAGCACCUGUCUCAACUCAAGGACGAACCUCGACCCGCGCAGUCCAUCGAUAUUCCUUUGCUCCAGUUUGACUGGUAUGCUGUGGAAGUCGGACUACGGUUACGACGACCCGUCCUGGACUCGCGCGGUGAGCUAAUGAAGGGUUCAACAUUGGCUCAAGCGAUCCAGUUAACCAUGCACCACCUUCUGACUCUCGGCUUGGACCCCGUCAUGGAGGCAGUCAAAGAGCUCCAGGACGCUGAUACAGCUGCAGACGUCUCAGCCACCCACCUCUUUGCUGCUGAAAUCUGGGUGCGCCUCAUCCACGUCCUCGAAGCCUUUUCCCGACUCCGGCCUCCUACCAAUCGAAAACAGCCACCGUUAUUCUGGCAUUUCGUCCUUACUGACUUCCGAACGUCAAUCGACGGCAAUCCUGACGAUCCCGCGCUGAUAGAACGGUGCUGGCGGACCCUGUUCUCCCUUUGCGCUCUGUCUCAAUUCUCCACUACGGGCAUGGUCGUCCAGAAACGACAUCUUCCGGCAUGCUGGGACAUCGUCGAACUGCUCUUCGGACGUACCCUUUCACGCGACUCGGACUCGGAAUACCAAGAUGCCUAUCUGCGCUACCUCCUAUCUCGGUGCCUGCUCCUCCAGGAGCGAUGGAAAUGGCAAAUUGUCGACAUCGCCCCGUUGGUGAAGCAAGUCCUGGACAAGGUUUUCGUUCCUCGCAAGUUUGCCGGCCUAGGAAACGAGAAAGCCAAGUUUCCCACUUUCCUUCGAAAUGACUCCGGCGACAAGAUUGCUGAAUUCGAGCCAAAGGAUUCGUCAUAUACGCUGUUACUAAAGUUCAUCAUCAAGGCUUCGCAGGAUAUCAACACCAAUAACUCCAGAAAAAUCACAGCUGGUAUUCGGAAACUUAUCUCCCUUUCGGACCCCGUCUCUGCCAUCGCGUUCGUGGAUGAAAAGAAUCCUACCGAGUCUGAGCUCGCGACAGUCGUCAACCGCAUCACCGCCGCUGUUGUCACAGUCUAUCUCGACCCAACCACUUUCUCCCAGAAAGUCAGUCAACUCCAGAGGACCAUCCCUGUCGACAAGAUGACGGACCACAACACACGCAUGAUCGUCAUCCAAGGCAUCUUCUGCUGGGCACGGUUUCUUUUGCGGUGGCAGCCAGAGUUGGGGCUGGAACCCUUGGCUAUGUGGGGUGGAGAGGUAGCCAAGGCCCUCGCGGAGUUGUGGCCGACGGGCAGGCCUUGUCAAGACCCGACUGUUCCAGCGGCCUGUAGUCUUUUGUUUGAGACGGUUCGCCGGAUAUUUGACCUCCAGGCGGAGAUCAAGCAGUAUCCUGAGGCUCAAUUCCUAUCUAACCUCAAGCCACUCACCACUGGCACACGGGAACAGAAUGAACUGGUCCAAGACACGAUCAUUGCCGUCGUCAACGCUCGGUUCAUCGCCAUCCCCCCUGAACGACCUCCGCUCCCUGCUCCCGCUCAGGUACACGUUGAAGAGGAGAGCGAGAGUCAAGAUCAAUAUGGCGAUAUGUUUGCCGACAUUGAUUGGAGUAAUGUCGAGAUCCCCGAGGCACUGGCUGGUCCUGUGUCUGCCCCGACACCCAAGGAAGACGACACGCUCAAGAAGGCCCUCGGUGCUCCGCUCACGUGGUUGAUGUAUCGUUCUAUGAAAGCAAGUGUCGAGCAGGAAGAAUCUCUUGAUCGUUUGGAUAUUCUGAAGACAUGCUAUGAGCGGGCUUUGUGCUGGGUCGGAUGUAUGUUGAUCCAGGGGAACGGCGAAGCGGGAGAGAAAGAGUGGACGGACAUUUUCUCUGCGAUUGAUAAAUUUCAGAAACCUGACUUGGUCGAGCGUGGCCGCGAACGAGAGGCACGGAAGUUCGACACGCUUAUCUCUCUUGCUUGUCUAGAGCGGUAUCCGAAGUGUGUGACGGUUGGGCCCGUCAAAUCUCGACUGUUCCAUACUAUGGUCAACACCUUGGUAACCCCUGCAAAUCCGAAACCCUCCCUCGAUGCCCAAUUUUUGGCUUCUUUCUUGUCGCUGGAGCAACUCCAACACCCUCUGCUUUCGGGGUGUGAUUCUCUCCCACCUGCUCCUGCAACCGGCAGGUAUACUUUCGACGCCGAACAGUUCCUCCAAUUCAGGCUUCCUCUCAUCAACUACAUGUUCAAAAAGCUGGAAUCGAUGGACCAAAGCACUCCUGACUUUGCGAACCAUACAUCGCUUGUGAAAAGUAUGCUCUCCGCAAUGAGGAGCAACUGUUUGAAACUCGGCGGUCAACGACGCGCUGAGUAUGUAAAAUUCUGCCACGAAGUGACGGCUAUCGUUAAGCAAUGCGACGGCCUGUCGCAACGACCAGACUUUGAGUUCUGGGUGACAUGGGAUCCUGCACAAGUACAACCUCAUGACUAA
This is a messenger RNA of Coprinopsis cinerea okayama7#130, 5943 nucleotides long. RefSeq lists its product as hypothetical. The transcript has 10 exons. NCBI's taxonomy places the organism in Eukaryota, Fungi, Basidiomycota, Agaricomycetes, Agaricales, Psathyrellaceae. Gene Ontology annotation, cellular component: nucleus; Cul8-RING ubiquitin ligase complex. The coding region runs from base 1 to 5943 and encodes 1980 amino acids. The record is from RefSeq and is a predicted model, not a curated record. Gene Ontology annotation, biological process: double-strand break repair via homologous recombination; replication fork processing.